UCUCAGAUCGGUUUCCAGCGCUCGCCCAUCACGUGCAGUAAAUGACUCAUUGGCAGAAGGCUCGGUACAAAUGGUAUUUAAGAAAGUGAGUCCCGACGAUCACCUGUGUGAGACUGUGGCGCCUCCUACGACAUAUGGUGGUUAACAACAUUGACGACAAUGAUUUUACCCUUCAUAGUUCUUUGUGUGGCCUCUUGUCUUCAAGCCCAGACGAGAGGAAGUGUCCGCAACAAACAAGUCAUGCUACAGUUACUUGCCAUGGUCUACUCGCUGUUCGGCUUCAACAGUCUCAGGGAUGCCCUGUGACCUCAGGACGUGACCCUGCUUUUACUGAUUCAUGUGGAGACUGGAAGACAGAAGGAGGCAAGUCAGGUGUCUACUUUAUUCAACUGGUAAAGUACAGAGAGAACCUGAGAGUGUGCUGUGACAUGGACUCUGGCAGUGGUGGCUGGCUGGUGUUCCAGAGACGCACUAACGGCUCCGUGGACUUCGACAGGAACUGGACACAGUAUGAACAGGGCUUUGGUGACAUCACCGGGGAGUUCUGGCUGGGUUUGUCAAAGCUUCACACCCUGACCAAAGGGAGACCCACCCGACUGCGUGUAGACCUCGGCGAGGUGAAUGGACAUCGUCACUACGCUGAGUACUCGACAUUCAGGGUGGGCGGUCCUGAGACAAACUACAGACUGACCGUGUCCGGCUACUCGGGUAACGCGGUUGACAGCUUGCAGUUACACAACAACCAGAGUUUUUCAACGUUUGACCGAGACAACGACAAGUGGUCUAACUCUGGCAACUGUGCCGUUGACCAUCACGGCGCCUGGGGGUACAACUCGUGUCACUUCACCAACCUCAACGGCCGAUACAAGGCUGACGGCGCUAGGGGUCCUGACGGCGUCAACUGGUUUUACAUCCACAAUGACAGGAGGAGCUUCAACUUCAGCGAGAUGAAAGUACAACCAGUGUAA
This is a messenger RNA of Pomacea canaliculata, 968 nucleotides long. RefSeq names its product ficolin-1-like. NCBI's taxonomy places the organism in Eukaryota, Metazoa, Mollusca, Gastropoda, Architaenioglossa, Ampullariidae. The record is from RefSeq and is a predicted model, not a curated record. The transcript is spliced from 7 exons. Bases 135 to 968 code for a protein of 277 amino acids.